AUGCUGGACGAGGAGGCCUCCUGGAAGCAGACCUUUUCGCUCGUGGAUGGCGUCCAUCCGAACGGGGAGGAUCACGCGGACCCGGACCUGCCGCAGCUCUUCACGACCCUGGGUUGCCAUCCCCACGAUGCCCGGCUUUUCGGUGAGCUUGGCGGGGAGGAGCGUCUCGCCGAACUCGCGGGCCGGCCGCGGCUGCUGGCCAUCGGCGAAGUGGGGCUCGACUACCACUACGACCUGAGCCCGCGCGCCGAACAGCGCGAUGUGUUCCGGCGCCAGAUCCGGGUGGCGCGGGAGCUGGGACUCCCGGUCGUGGUGCACCACCGCGAUGCGGAGGAUGACUUCCUGCAGAUCGCCGACGAGGAAGAACUCGCGGAAUGCGGGGCCAUCCUGCAUUGCUUUACGGCGAGCGAACGGCUUGCCCGCGCCGCCUGGGAACGCGGUUUCCUGAUUUCUUUUUCCGGAAUCCUCACCUUCAAGAACGCCGAAGAUCUCCGGCGGACGGCUGCCCUGGUGCCACUGGAGCAGCUCCUUGUCGAAACCGACUGUCCCUACCUGGCCCCCGUGCCGCACCGCGGGCGGCGCGCCGAACCCGCAAUGGUCGUGGAGACCGCCCGCUGUCUCGCCGCGGUGCGCUCUGCCGGGCUCGAGGCAAUUGAGGCGGCCACCGACGCCAAUUUCCGGCGCUUUUUCUUCAGCCGGCGGCGAUCAUCGGACAGGGGCCCCGCAGCGUGCAGCGCGUGA
This is a messenger RNA of Geodia barretti, 741 nucleotides long. NCBI's taxonomy places the organism in Eukaryota, Metazoa, Porifera, Demospongiae, Tetractinellida, Geodiidae. The record is from the annotation of a GenBank genome assembly.